Molecule: messenger RNA, 657 nt
Organism: Megachile rotundata (alfalfa leafcutting bee)
Lineage: Eukaryota; Metazoa; Arthropoda; Insecta; Hymenoptera; Megachilidae
Biological process (GO): detection of chemical stimulus involved in sensory perception of smell; sensory perception of smell
Cellular component (GO): plasma membrane
Molecular function (GO): odorant binding; olfactory receptor activity
Source: RefSeq, a predicted model, not a curated record
GUUUAAAUUGCACGUUAAAUUACACUUAAAUCUCACAGUUACAUUUGAAGUUGAUAUUUCCAUAUAUUCCAAUUUUCCAAUUUUUAAACUAAGUUGCAAUGUUUCCAACUUACAAGUACUACUCUGUCGCAAUUCUUCUGUGUUCUGACCCUUGCAACCCUUCUUCUAACCAGUCGCCCAGAAAUGAUCAUUUCUUCAUGUGUCGCACAAUGUUUAAUUAAACACAUACAUGUACCUCACCGUGCCGGAGGAAAAAUGUCAAUUAAAAUAUUGAACAACAUUGGGGCAGUCUUGAAACGACUGAUUGCUUUUUUGUGCCAUGAUAUAACGAAGGGGAUUUCAUCAGCGCCCAUGUGUCAUUUUCUCACGAGUUCGGCGUUUUACAAUAUCAUGAAGCGGAAGCAAUACAAUAAUGAGUACCUGCCAUCUCAUUCAAAUAAGAACGAUGGCAAUCUAUACUGCUUGACAAUGAGUGGAGUUGAAACAUUUAUCUACUAUAUAAAACCGAGACUUUAUUCCGCGAAAGAAGGAUUACAACCUUGCUUGAUUAGUUCCUCGUCAACGUUUGCUGUUACAGAAAAGUGAGAAACAUAAGAGGCAUGCGUUUGAUCUACCCUGUUAUAAAGUAUUCAAGGAGUAUUUAUUAGUCCUGGGACA